AGUGCUGAGAGGGAGUUUGAAAAGGGAGGAGUCUUCUGAAGGCAGCUUGCGUGAGCAAUGUAAAAGAGAAUGAUGCUGUUGCUAGGGAACAGCAGAAAACUAGCUCCCGUCCAUCUUUGGCAGCCUGCAUCGGAGGGGGAACAGGGACGUGCGCGGGAUGCGCUUCCCUUAGACGGGCGAAAAUAAUCUCUGGAUUAAAAGGCGAGCGCUCUCCUGUUAUUGGUCUGGGAAAGCCCUGCAAGAAAGGGUGGAGGCGCAGACAUCAAGUAAGAUUACGUAAUCUCCCCCAACAUCAGGCAGUGGUUGUCCCUGGAGAGGGAUUAGGAGCGUAGUCUGUCUGGAGUGGCAGCUGUUCCGAGCAGGAAUCUUCCUCUCCCCUGCGAGGAUGAAGAGGACCCAGCAGUGGGGCAUGCACGCAGUCAGCAGUGGGAGCCGGUCUUUGUCUACACCAGCGCCGGGGGAAGAAGCGGUUGCUUGUGACUGCCAACAGCCAGCUGUCCUUUCCUGGCCCGAGAGAGAGAGAAAGGAAGAGAGUGCUUGUGAUUUCCUCUUCCUACAAGAGUAGAGCUUUACGGAUUUAAUCGCGUGCUGCCUGGUGGGGAAAGAGCAGCAAGCCGAGGCCUGAAGGAGGAGACAGAAAACAGCAGGAGAACUGAGUUCACACAAAGACACCCAUCCGUCUGCUCGAGGCCCGCCGGAGUCUCCGGACACGGGAAUGGGCACGACGGAAGCCACUCUCCGCAUGGAAAACCUGGAAGUGAGGGACGAGUGGCAGGAUGAGGACUUUCCACGGCCACUGCCAGAGGAUGGGGAUUCGGACGGCCUUACCGACAACAGAACGUCUCCACCCGCUUUUCCACAUGGAGACCACGGAGGCUCGUCGGCACAGGGGAAGCGGCGCGUGCUGAUGGCACCAGACAUCCACCUGUCCCUGGAGCAGAGCGAGGGCUCCGUCCUGUCCGAUGACCUGUUCCUGGACACGCCCGAUGACCUUGACAUUAAUGUGGAUGACAUGGAAACACCAGACGACACCGAUUCGCUGGAGUUCAUCGCCAACGGCAACGAGCUAGAGUGGGAAGACGACACCCUGGUGGCAUGCGCCAAGGGAGCCCCGGGCGACGGCUCAGGCCGAGCGGGUGAUGAGGGCGAUGGAGGUGCCGGGCGACUCUGGAGGACAGUGAUCAUCGGCGAGAAAGAGCGGCGGGUGGACAUGCAGGUCAUCAGACCGUACCUGCGUGUGGUCACUCACGGAGGCUACUAUGGAGAAGGCUUGAAUGCAAUCAUCGUGUUCGCAGCCUGCUAUCUCCCGGACAGCAGCUGCCAAGACUACCAUUACAUCAUGGAGAACCUCUUCCUGUACGUGGUCAGCAGUCUUGAAAUGCUGGUGGCGGAGGACUACAUGAUCGUUUACCUAAAUGGAGCCACUCCGCGCAGGAGGAUGCCGGGAAUCGGCUGGCUGAAGAGAUGCUACCAGAUGAUCGACAGAAAAUUGAGGAAGAAUCUCAAAUGUCUGAUCAUCGCACAUCCGUCGUGGUUCAUUCGUACUGUUCUGGCCGUCUCGCGGCCCUUUAUCAGUGUGAAGUUUCUGGAUAAGGUGCGCUAUGUGCAAAGUCUGGAGGAACUGGCUCAGAUGGUCCCUAUGGAGCACGUUCAGAUUCCCGAGUGCGUCCUGCAAUAUGAUGAAGAGCGUCUCAAGGCCCAGACAGAAAGGCUUGAGCAAGACCAAAAACAGGCUGAAAAAACAGCCGCAGGAAGAUCCACAUUCGUAGCUGCAAAGGCCAAUCCCUGACCCCUGUCUGAGACACCUAACCAUGACCCCUGUUCGUGACCCCAGGUGAAUCACACAUCAAGAGUGGGAUCCACCAUCCAUUUCCUAACGCCACUAUCACCUCCACCCAACUCUCUGUUCUCAUUGGUCUGGCUGUAGAGCGGAAGCUCUCCUGGCCUUCGAGCUCAGUCACACGUUGCUGCCCCAAGCCUCCGUGAAGCACAGCUGGAAUGGAAAAUGGACAAGCCAGCGAGCGGGUGCAGAAGGCAUGCUCUGUUGUGUAAUCCCCCCACCCCCCCGAUCUGCAACACCUGAGAAAACACAACUUCUCAUGUAGUCUGCAGCUCGUGUAAAAGCUGCAGAUAUAUAAUAAACAAAACCACAACUUUUUGAAGUUUGACUUUGUGGCAUGACCAUCACAAUUCUUAAUUUUGAGUUCCAUCACAUUUGUGACAUCCAGAGCUAAUUUCAAAGCUGAGGUGCUUAAUACAUUCGCCACUGGUCCUCGGAUGGCCGAGCCAAAGCCAACUUAACCAGCCUCUUCCACGGAGCAUGGAGGAUCUCUGUUUUGAAUAAAUUCAUCGUUAUCCAGUUGUAGGACUGCAAUGUGUAACCAUAUGUGGCAGGCUCUGUUUCUCAAAAGAAUGAACUGCUGCAGUGCUGUGGGUUUUUUGCUGUGCUGGAAAGAGGAGACAGGACACGCCCGUGCUCUUUAGCACCGAGCUCCACUGCUGUGUGAAACCCAAGACAGACGGCAGAGCAUCUAAUGGCAUGCCGCCAUCUUUAUUAUUAUGCUAUGGGGACACUUUAGCUAACUGCCGUAAUCUCCAUAGAUAUUGAUGUACAUGCCGUGAGUGGGUUCUUCUUUGUGUGUGGUUAUGUACCAGGAUUCAUUCACACAAGGAGACAUGACUCUGCUACUGUAGUACAGGGUCAUAGUGAGUGCCAGGGUCCGUGGUGUUAGUCUCACAUAACCAAAUGGACUGCCUGGGGUGUAAGAAAUGCUGUAUAAUGUAUCAUGAGCUCUGUCAGCUGGUUCGCUGGUUUCUCUUUUUUACAAGUUUUCCCUCUGAUGCUGACAUCACAAGCUAGUGAAGUUUCCCAUCAUACCCUGUCAUAAACCCCUUAUCCAAUACUUAAUGUACUGCGUAACACAUCAUACAUAACAUGAAGGUUUAACAAAUCACUUGUCACGUUUAAAAUAUUAAAUGAAACUUUCAUGAAAAGAUGAAAUGUUAAAAAUUAAUGCAAUAAUCCUCAACAGCAAACAUCUGAUCACACAUUUAAUCUCACGGUUUUACUAUUCAACUCUGCUACUAACGCUUGCUUUUAUUUGGUGUUUUCAUUCCAUUCUGAUGUGCAGUAACUUACAGUUUUAUAAAAGUUCAUUACCUGUUUGAAGGAUUCUUUGAAAUAAGUUACAUCCUUCUUCUUUAUAUACUGAUCCUACUGUUUGUACAGUGUAUUGUAAGCAAAACACUUGAGAUCAAUUUCAUAGAUACUGUAUUAUAUGAAUAUUGAUUGUGAAGAUGGUUGUUGAAAGAGACAUUACGUGUAAUAAAAGCAUAAACAUAAGUAA
Messenger RNA from Electrophorus electricus (electric eel), 3347 nucleotides. The record is from RefSeq and is a predicted model, not a curated record. Lineage: Eukaryota; Metazoa; Chordata; Actinopteri; Gymnotiformes; Gymnotidae.